Molecule: messenger RNA, 2971 nt
Organism: Alligator sinensis (Chinese alligator)
Lineage: Eukaryota; Metazoa; Chordata; Crocodylia; Alligatoridae
Product: zinc finger protein 410
Exons: 20
Coding region: 347-2728 (793 amino acids)
Biological process (GO): regulation of transcription by RNA polymerase II; ubiquinone biosynthetic process
Cellular component (GO): transcription regulator complex; PcG protein complex; mitochondrion
Molecular function (GO): oxidoreductase activity, acting on paired donors, with incorporation or reduction of molecular oxygen, NAD(P)H as one donor, and incorporation of one atom of oxygen; DNA-binding transcription factor activity, RNA polymerase II-specific; RNA polymerase II cis-regulatory region sequence-specific DNA binding
Source: RefSeq, a predicted model, not a curated record
CCAGGAUGUUGCCAUUCUUGCUCCCGGAAACAGGAACCGGAAGCAGUUGCGGUCACCUGUCGGGACGGGGCGGACGUGGGCUACAGAGACCGCCGUCCGCGCACUAGAAGGGCUCUCGGACCAUAGAGCUGCCCCCUGGCAUUUCCGGUCUGGUGACGGCGUCACAUCCGGGCGGUUCUGAGAUGCCGGUUAAAUUGAAUAUCUGCCAAGCACAAUUUCUUGCAGGAAGAUCACCACACUGCUUGAAGGCUAGCUAAUAUGAGAAUAACCCCAAGGGACUGUUCACUCUGAAUUUUAAACUCUGUGCCUUGUCCAGGACAGCUGCAGGAAUCGGAAACUUGAAUCAAUGUUAUCAGAUGAGUUAGAGUCCAAACCAGAGCUGCUGGUUCAGUUUGUUCAGAACACAUCUAUUCCACUGGGUCAAGGGCUGGUGGAAUCAGAACCUAAAGACAUCACCUGUCUCUCCCUUCUUCCUGUCACUGAGACAUCAGAAUGCAACAGACUGAUGUUGCCAGAUGAUUCUCCAAGUCAUGAUAACUCCUCCAAAGAUGUUCCCUCAUCUGCUGUCUUGAGAAGUCUCCAGGUAAAUGUGGGCCCUGAUGGAGAGGAGACAAGGGCACAGAAUGUACAGAAACCCUCUGAGCUCCUGUCAAGUCCAGAGACUUCCAGCUUAUUACAGGACCUUCAGCCCAGUGACAGCACUUCUUUUAUUCUCCUCAACCUAACAAGAGCAGGCCUGGGCUCUCCAGCAGAGCACCUUGUGUUUGUGCAGGAUGAAGCAGAAGAUUCUGGAAAUGAUUUUCUCUCCCAUGACAGCACAGACAGCAGUACUCCAUGGUUUCUACGAGUACAGGAGCUAGCCCAUGACAGUUUGAUUGCAGCCACUAGGGCACAGCUCGCAAAGAACGCCAAAGCAAGCAAUAAUGGUGAAAACAUUCAUCUUUGCUCAGGAGAUGGGCAACCGAAAGACUCAAGCCCUAUCCCUCAUCUGUCCUGUGUGGAAAAGAAGCUGAAGUGCACAGUUGAGGGAUGUGACCGGACAUUUGUAUGGCCAGCUCACUUCAAAUAUCAUCUAAAAACCCACAGGAAUGAUCGGUCCUUCACCUGCCCAGCAGAAGGCUGUGGUAAAAGCUUCUAUGUUCUGCAGAGGCUGAAAGUGCAUAUGCGAACUCACAAUGGCGAGAAACCAUUUGUUUGCACUGAGCUGGGCUGUGGGAAGCAGUUUACGACAGCUGGGAACCUGAAAAACCACGUACGGAUUCACACUGGUGAAAAGCCAUUCCUCUGCGAGGCACAGGGAUGUGGUCGUUCCUUUGCUGAAUACUCCAGCCUUCGGAAACACCUGGUGGUCCACUCAGGAGUGAAGCCCCAUCAGUGCCAAAUCUGUGGGAAGACAUUUUCCCAGAGUGGUAGCCGGAAUGUGCACAUGAGGAAACACCACUCCAGAAUUGGAGCAGCUGGGAACAGGGAGCGAGAACAACCAGGACAUGACGUCCAUUUCCGUGAUAAGAAAAUUGUGCUACUGGAAGCGGGUCCUAGGAAAGUGUUUGAUCAUUUGCCUGAGAGUUACAGUAACAGGGUCAGUUCCAUCUCCCCUGGCUCAGUGACCCUUCUCAGUAGUUUUGGUGCCUGGGAGCAUGUCUGCAGUCUGAGACUCAAAUCCUUCCGGCGAAUGCAGGUGUGGGAUGCCUGUUCAGAAGCCAUGAUCAUCUUUGAUAAGGACAACUUAGAAGACAUGGGCUAUAUAGUGGAAAAUGAUGUCAUUAUGUCUGCUCUGACCAAGCAGUUAGAAGCAGUAUCAGACCGGGUGGAGGUCUUCUACAGGAGCAGAGCAGUCGGGUAUUCCUGGGCCCUUCCCUAUCACACCUCUGACACAAGUCCUUGGGUGCAAAUUGAUUUAGCUGAUGGACGCAGACUCCAGACCAAACUGCUGAUUGGAGCAGAUGGUCACAAUUCCAUGGUCCGGAAAGCAGCUGGAAUUCCAGAUGUCUGCUUUCAGUAUGACCAGUCAGCUGUGGUUGCUACUCUUCACUUGUCUGAGGCCACAGACAACAACGUAGCAUGGCAAAGAUUCCUUCCAUCAGGGCCAAUUGCUCUUCUCCCACUGUCUGACACUGCCAGCUCUUUGGUUUGGUCCACAUCUCAUGAACAUGCAUCUCAGCUUCUCAGUAUGGAUGAAGAAAGCUUUGUGGAUAGCAUCAACUCUGCCUUUUGGAGCAACAUAAACCACUCGGACUUCAUUGAUACUGCUGGUGCUGUGUUCCGGUCUGCCCUUUCUCUCCUGAUGCCAUCGGGGUCUGCAAUCCGUCAGCUGCCACCAAGUGUUGCCAAAGUGGAUCCAAAGAGCCGAGCUAUGUUCCCUCUUGGUUUGGGACAUGCAAUGGAGUAUGUCCAUCACCGUGUGGCACUUAUUGGGGAUGCAGCACAUAGAGUCCAUCCACUAGCAGGACAGGGUGUAAAUAUGGGCUUUGGAGAUAUUGCAUGCUUGACACAUCACCUCAGCAUGGCAGCCUUUGAUGGGAAAGAUCUGGGUUCCAUGAAACACCUCCUCCAGUUUGAGACAGAACGGCAGAGGCACAAUGUUUCAUUGAUGACUGCUAUCGACCUGCUGAAGAGACUCUACUCCACAAGUGUCGCGCCCUUUGUACUGCUGAGGACGUGGGGAUUGCAAACAACAAAUGCCCUGUCUCCAGUCAAAGAGCAGAUCAUGGCCUUUGCCAGUAAAUGAUGUGCUUGUCAGUCUGGAUCUGCAGCUCACCAGUGACUGUUCUAAACCCAAGAACUUUAUCCCCUGAGGUCUGGUGUUUGGUUUAGAAGCAAAUAAAAAUAUCAUAUUUGAAGAGUAACAAUAAAAACUAAGAGCGAGAUCCUUCCUACCCAUAUGUGCUUGUUCUGCACAAGCUCCGUUUUGUCUACUGCUUGGAGGAUGGGUUUGCAAAUUCUCUUUGCCAUGUGCUUUCACACAGAACUG